AUGACGUACGUUUAUGUCAUUUUCGCUCUUCUCGUUGGCUGCUCAUUGGGUCAAGAGUUGAUAUUCGAGGACAAUUUCGAUAAACUUGAUAUGUCAGCUUGGCAGCAUGAAAUCACCGCUGGGGGCGGUGGUAAUUGGGAGUUCCAGUAUUACACCAAUAAUCGUUCCAAUAGUUACGUACGUGAUGGAAUCCUAUAUAUAAGACCGACCCUGACAACUGAAACAUAUGGUGAUGAUUUUUUAUGGACUGGUAAACUGGAAAUCUGGGGGGCAUCACCGGCUGAUCUCUGCACCGGCAAUGCUUGGUAUGGAUGUGAACGAAUCGGAAAUGCAAAUGAGUACAUUAAUCCUAUCCAAUCAGCUCGACUCAGAUCCGUGUUUAGUAUGAAUUUGAAAUAUGGACGAGUUGAGGUGCGCGCUAAGAUGCCCACAGGUGAUUGGCUAUGGCCAGCUAUAUGGAUGCUACCCGCCAGAAAUCCAUAUGGUGGUUGGCCAGCAUCUGGAGAAAUGGACAUCGUCGAGUCACGUGGAAACGAAAACUACAAAGAUAGCGCCGGCAAUUCUAUCGGAGUGGACCAGAUGGGUUCUACAAUGCACUGGGGUCCAUACUGGCCAAUCAAUGGCGCACACAUGACACAUGCCACAAGGUUUUUCCUGGAUGAUGAAGAAAUCCUUCAUGUAGACCCAGGCGAAGGAGGUUUCUGGGAAUACGGGGAGUUUGAAGAAAGUUUGCCGGAAUCGGAUAAUCCAUGGUUAGAAGGAGACAAGAUGGCGCCUUUCGAUCAAGAGUUUUACAUAAUUAUGAACGUUGCUGUUGGGGGUACAACCGGAUACUGGGACGAUUCAUAUGUUAACUCCCCGUGCGGCAAACCAUGGAGUGAUUCGUCGAAUUACGCCCCAAAGGAAUUCUGGUCAGCUAAGGACUGUUGGUAUCCAACAUGGCGUGCAGAUGAAAACAACGGGGAGUACGCUGCGUUGCAGGUCGACUAUGUUCGUGUGUGGAAAUACUUGUAAACAAUUGAUUUAAAUUAAAAAUCGAUGUCACGGUAUCGUCGCCAAUCGUAGGCGUACCCGUGCUUCGACAACUUCCAGUUCUUGUUCUUUGUUGAUUUUUCCACAUUAAAUAAAUAUAGUCAUAUAAGGAACAUGGAAACGACUUUAUUAAUUAUCACAUAUUUUUUUGAAA
Messenger RNA from Saccoglossus kowalevskii, 1186 nucleotides. RefSeq names its product beta-1,3-glucan-binding protein-like. Gene Ontology annotation, biological process: carbohydrate metabolic process. Gene Ontology annotation, molecular function: hydrolase activity, hydrolyzing O-glycosyl compounds. The record is from RefSeq and is a predicted model, not a curated record. Lineage: Eukaryota; Metazoa; Hemichordata; Enteropneusta; Harrimaniidae.